AAACGUUGAUGCUUACGGUCUCGGAUCAAUCACUGUUUACUAGCAUCGUCUGACUCCAAAUGGCGGCGUCCAUAUCAGGGAAAAAGUGCAGACUGAAAUGACUAAAUUCCACUGGAGUCGGCAGAAUAUGGACCCUUUCACGUUCCUGAAGAUGCUCCACUAGCUACCACGGUAACGUCUGUAUUGGCCAGGGAUGCAGAUGUUCGCGGUGGAGACAGCUGGCAGGUGGACUACCGUCUGGAGUCUGGAAACGAGGAGGAAGUCUUCACCUUGGUGACGGACAAGCAGACCAAUGAAGUGUCGCUGGUGCUUUCCAAGGUUCUAGACUUUGAGCGUGAGAGUGAGUACAUUUUGGUGCUCAGCGCCCAGAAUCCCGUUCCUCUGGUCCGGGGCAGAUAUGGACCAGCGUCCACAGCGACAGUCUCAAUAUAUGUUGAUGACGUAAACGAGGGCCCGAUCCUGUCUCAAAGUCACUAUGAGGUGACUGUCAGAGAGGGGGAGGAACCAGGACGCGUCAUUGCCACCAUCAGAGGUUACGAUCCAGAUUCUCACCCAAUAAGAUAUUCUCUUCAAGGGGACACCAAGAAAUAUUUCUCGAUAGGGAAAUAUUCAGGUGAGCUAAAGACUGUACAAGCCUUGGACAGAGAGGAAAACAGCACCUACACAAUGGAAGUAAUUGCUGUGGAUGGACGAAACUCUUCUUUGUCGGCCUCUACUCUGGUAACUGUCCAAAUCCUGGAUGUGAAUGACAACAGUCCCGUGCUGGUUGGAGACUAUUCCUGGAAGUACCUGUGCACGCCUCGGUGGGAGGACCAAGCUUUGGUGCUGGCUUCACGUGACAGUGAUGGACCUCAGCAUGGAGGCCGGCUUAAUUUCUCUCUGCGUAGUGAUGCCACAGUUCGACGUAACUGGAAGCUUACGCCCAUUAAUGAUACGCACACCAACCUGUCAUUAAACAUCCCGUACUUGGCCCCAGAGGUCUACACUGUGCCCUUCACCAUCUCUGACAGCAGCUCACCUCCCAGAAGCACCUUCAUUAACCUGCCAGUGACAGUGUGUACCUGCAAUGUCAGAGGAAACUGCAAAAUAGCUGCCAAGCCUUUGGAGGGCAUGCCGACCAUUCAGUCUGCAGUGGGGAUUCUGCUUGGCACCUUUGCAGUCAUCGGAACCAUCCUCAUCAUAAUCUUUGUAAGACUGUCUUACCAGAAUCCCAAAGACUCAAAAGAAACUAACCAGGAAAGAGCUCCCUUGAAGAUUUAAUUCUGAUUAGGUUGAUCACUGUGUGUUGCUUUCAUUCUGCAUCAGUAAAAAUACAUUGCUUUCAGUUUACAGUAAUUGACUAAAAUGUAUACGUAUCAAUCAUUUAGUCAAAGUAUAAAUAAAUAGAGACAUUUAGAUGUAAAUUCAA
Messenger RNA from Oryzias melastigma (Indian medaka), 1408 nucleotides. Its product is annotated as cadherin-17. The transcript is spliced from 8 exons. Lineage: Eukaryota; Metazoa; Chordata; Actinopteri; Beloniformes; Adrianichthyidae. Gene Ontology annotation, molecular function: cadherin binding; calcium ion binding. Gene Ontology annotation, cellular component: catenin complex; adherens junction; plasma membrane. Gene Ontology annotation, biological process: multicellular organism development; calcium-dependent cell-cell adhesion; adherens junction organization. Bases 667 to 1260 code for a protein of 197 amino acids. The record is from RefSeq and is a predicted model, not a curated record.